Messenger RNA from Ilyonectria robusta, 333 nucleotides. RefSeq lists its product as uncharacterized. Bases 1 to 333 code for a protein of 110 amino acids. The record is from RefSeq and is a predicted model, not a curated record. Lineage: Eukaryota; Fungi; Ascomycota; Sordariomycetes; Hypocreales; Nectriaceae. The transcript is spliced from 2 exons.
AUGCAGUUCACCGCCAUCAUCGCUCUUGCCAUCGCCGCCACUGGCGCUCUCGCUGCUCCCGGCUACGCUCCUCCCCCUCCUCCUCCCCCCCCCAAGGCUCCCAAGCCCCCGACCAACCAGGUCAUUCAGGCCGCCAAGUGCAGCUCCGGCGCUCCUUUCUGCUGCUCCACCUCUUCUGGUGACUGGACCAGCGGCGGCGAUGUCUACUGCUCCAAGCUCGAAAACCAAUGCAACAGCAUCGUUGUGUGCUGCAACCAGAACAACCAGGGCAAGUCUGGUGGCAACACCCAGGUCUGCGCCGCAUUCGGCAACGCCAAGGUCUUCUUCGAAUAA